This is a messenger RNA of Anopheles cruzii, 3535 nucleotides long. Its product is annotated as heat shock 70 kDa protein. Gene Ontology annotation, cellular component: recycling endosome. The transcript has a single exon. The record is from RefSeq and is a predicted model, not a curated record. Bases 1 to 3435 code for a protein of 1144 amino acids. NCBI's taxonomy places the organism in Eukaryota, Metazoa, Arthropoda, Insecta, Diptera, Culicidae. Gene Ontology annotation, molecular function: ATP-dependent protein folding chaperone; ATP binding; guanyl-nucleotide exchange factor activity.
AUGGAAAUCCGGUCGGCCCCCGCUGCGGUGGCAAUCGGAAUCGACUUCGGGACGAGCUACUCGAGCGUCGGCAUCUUCCGGAACGAUAAGUUCGAAAUCGUUGCCAACGAUGCGGGCAAUCAUCGCAUCCCGUCGGUGGUAGCGUUCACCGAGAAGGCGCGUCUGGUGGGCGAAGAAGCGCUCGCUCUGGCCGAUCACGACCCGGCGAACUGUGUCGUGGACGUGAAGCGUGUCCUUGGGCGGCCCAAGGGGGAAGGUGGCAACCAGAUUCAGGUGCAGUUCAAGGGCGAACGGAAAAGCUACCAUCCGGAAGAGAUAUGCAGCCUUAUACUGGCGCACUUGCGCGCGAUGGCAGAGCGACGGCUCGGGCACACGGUGACCGGUGCCGUCAUUGCCGUUCCGGCGCAGUUCUCCGACGGGCAGCGGCAGGCGGUGCUGGAUGCGGCCACCAUUGCCGGCCUCACGGUGCUACGGUUGAUCAACGAACCGACGGCGGCGGCCAUUUCGUUCGGCAUCAACAAGAAGGUGAUCGGCGAGCAGUGCGUGUUAGUGUGUUCGUUCGGUGGCGGGUUUCUCGAUGUGUCCAUUCUAACGAUCUACAACGGAGUGUUCCAGGUGCGGGCUAGCUCGGGAGACACGAAUCUUGGUGGCGUGGACAUUGACAGCCGAUUGGUGGCGUACCUCGUGAAGCAGCUGCACGAAACCCAAUCGGUCGACGUCAGUGGUGAUCGGGCGGCGCUCCGAAAGAUCCGGAAAGCGUGCGAGCAGGCGAAGCGCACCCUGUCCUACACGAGCCAGGUAUCGAUCGAAAUCGAUGGCCUCGGCGAAGGUGGUCACACGCUGUGCACGCUGCUCACGAAGGACGUACUGUACGAACUGUGCAAGGAUCUGUUCGAGCGGGUGCUCCUGCACGUGGAAACGGCAUUGCGGCGCGCGCGUAAGGAUCGGUUCGCCGUCCACGAGAUCAUGCUCGUCGGUGAAUCGUCGCGUAUUCCGCGUGUGCAAAUAAUGCUGAGCGAGUUCUUCGAUCGCCGCUCGCUCAGCAGCUCGGUCAAUUCGGACGAGGCGGUCGUCGUCGGGACGGCCAUCGCCGCCGGCAUUCUCAGUGGCGACCGGUCCGCCACGAUACAGGACGUGCUCUGGUGGGAUCUGGUGCCCCGGUCGAUCGGACUGAUCGGUGCGAACGGUGACGAUCAACCGCGAAUACUCAUUAGUCGCAACUCGACGCUUCCGCUGAAGGUGAAGCACCGGCUGAAGAACUUCCGCGCGGUGCAGCGACUGUACGAGGGGGAGAGUGCCAUCGUAAGUGAUAAUAUUACCCUCGGCCGGCUGCUGCUGGAGGGAAACUUUGCCGACGGCAUCGAGUACGUCGGGCUGUCGUUCAACGUGGAUCUGAACGGAGUGCUGCACGUGGUGGUGGAGGGCAACUGUGAGCUCAAGGCGUCGCUAGACAAGGGCCGCCUGGAGCGCUACGAAAUCGAUCGCAUCGUGUACGAACACAAGCGGCUAGUUCUCGAAAUGGCUCGGGGCGAGCAGGAGGAAGAGCAACGAAGAAAAAACCCACAGCACCCGGAAGCGAAGGACGAGUCGAGGAAGGGGCCAACUUCCGAUGACAGGAUAGGUACCUGGGACCGGUUCAGCGAGUGGUUGCACUGCGUCUGUAUCGUUACGUUCGAUCUCGAGCUGGGCCAAGCGAUGGAACUCAUCCAUCCGAAGCAUGUUACCCUGACGGAACAGGAAAAGAUGAACAUCUGCUACCUGGCGUUCCCCGACUCGAACUCGGGCUGCAUGGGCGACUCGCAGUUCCACAUCCGCCUGCGGGUUUCAUCCGGGUCCGAAAAUUCCAUCCUGCCGAAGGGGCUGCAAGAGUUCAACUGCCACUGCCUGCCGGUGCACCGGGCCGAUCCGGGCCACUUCUGGGGCUUCGUGUACUUCCGCCAGAUCAAGGACAGCACACUGAAGCGCGGCUACUUCCAGAAGAGUGUGGUGCUGCUGACGCGGCUUCCGUUCGUGAACCUUUUCUACGAGCUAAGCGCCGCCAUUGCACCGGCCUACUUUGCGACGGGCGAGCCAACGCUGGAGGCCAUCUGCGAUGCAAUAUGCAAGUGGCCGUCGUUGCUAGGCGACGAACUGCUGUCACUUCAGGUGCUGGGCAGCGUGUAUGAGGUCAGCAUACCGAAGCAGAACGGCAAAAUGGCCAUCGUACCGAACCCGGACACGACGGUGCCGGCCGGUUCCACGGCCAACCGGGUGCUGUCGUCGGUGCACGAGAUUGACAUUUUCAAAAGCCUGCAGCUGUUUUUGCCCUACAUUCACCUGCUCUGGGAGCUGGUGCUCACCGGGGAACCGAUUAUCGUGACCGGCACCUCACCGACCGACUGUGCCCACAUGGUGCAAUCGUUGACCAGCCUUAUCAGCCCGCUGGCGUACUGCGCCGAAAGCCGUCCCUACUUUACGAUACACGAUACCGAGUUCAAAGAGUUCACGCAAAGCAAAAACGGCCACCCAUCGAUCAUACUGGGCGUGACGAAUCCGUUCUUCGCCAAAACGCUGCAGCACUGGCCACAUACGCUUCGCCUGCAGGACAGCGCCGAGGCGCAGCUACUGAAGCAACAGCAGCAACAGCAGCAGAAACAAUCGGCACUCUAUUCACCGAAGGGCGGGCCAACGAGCGGGCCGCCAUCGGCGUCCGCUUCGUCAUCAUCGGCCUCGGCGUCGUCAUCGGACGGUUCCGCGACCCUGUCACGGCUAUCGAAGAUCAAGCAGAUAACGACCAAGCUACUGGAUUCCUCGCCCGGCCUGUACACCCAGUACAAACCGUUCGUACAGAAGGAUAAAGCGUUUAUCAAGAAAAUUUUGCUCGGCAUGAAAACGGAACGGCCACUAUCGGUGCAGUCGGCCCUUCUGCGGCGUCAUCUGCUCGAGCUAACGCAAAGCUUUAUGAUACCGCUCGAGCGGUACAUGGCCUCGCUGAUGCCACUGCAGAAGGAUAUUUCACCGUUCCGCUCGGCCCCGCAGCCGAACCCCUUCCGGCAGGAGGAUUUCCUGGCCACGCUCGACGACUGUGGGCCACAGCUCACGUCCACCUGCCGGGGCGACUGGGAGGGCCUGUACCGGCGGUUCUUCAGUUCGCCCAACUUCAAGGGCUGGUACGAGGCGCGUUACUUCGAGCUCGAGCAAACGCUGCAGGUGCUGCACAUGCAGACCCUGUCCGAGGCGAACCUGGCCGAGUGGGCGAAGGGCAAGCUGGAGGUGGAGAUCGUCGACAUGAUACUCCGGUUGCGCCACAAGCUGACGCUCUGCAGCAGCGACCACAUUGCGGCCCUGCCGGUGCAACUGAACGCGCGGGAAACGCGCGGCCAGCUGCUGCGCCACAUGGAGAACAUGAAGACAAGUCUUCCGGACGAUUUGAAGCAAAUUUUGGGCGACGCUUGAGGCGGCGGGCCGGUCACUCACCGGUCGGUGCGCGGUGCUGAUCAAUAAAAAGGCAUUUGGGUGCGAUUGUUGUUCUGGGCUGAGGAUUUUAACCAUAAAC